This is a messenger RNA of Carcharodon carcharias (great white shark), 2215 nucleotides long. It is a transcript of the gene ik, whose product is annotated as IK cytokine. The transcript has 20 exons. Gene Ontology annotation, cellular component: nucleus. The coding region runs from base 138 to 1808 and encodes 556 amino acids. NCBI's taxonomy places the organism in Eukaryota, Metazoa, Chordata, Chondrichthyes, Lamniformes, Lamnidae. The record is from RefSeq and is a predicted model, not a curated record. Gene Ontology annotation, biological process: mRNA splicing, via spliceosome.
UGUGCUGUGUUACAAGGGAUUGUGGGAUAGGCUUGGAGCUGGGAGGAAUCGUCCAAUUUGUCUCGGUCUUUGGUGUUUUUUUUGGUUGAUCAAAUCGUGUUUUUGUUGUGAGUGAGCGGGUCGGGAACGUGUCCAAGAUGCCUGAGAGAGACAGUGAACCGUUUUCAAAUCCUCUGGCUCCAGAUUCACAUGAGAUAGAAGAUACUCGGUCUCUGAAUCAGUCGAAGCUGACCAAUGAGGACUUCCGAAAGUUGUUGAUGACCCCAAGGUCAACACCAUCCUCAGCUCCACCUUCAAAAACCCGUCAACAUGAGAUGCCAAGAGAAUACAACGAGGAGGAUGAUCCAGCUGCCCGCAGGAGGAGAAAGAAAAGCUAUUAUGCGAAGCUGCGACAGCAGGAGUUGGAGAGGGAGCGUGAGCUAGCAGAGAAGUACCGUGAUCGAGCAAGGGAGAGACGAGAUGGUGUGAACAAAGAUUACGAAGAAACUGAGCUCAUCAGCACAACAGCAAACUAUAGAGCAGUCGGGCCAACUGCUGAGGCUGAUAAGUCUGCUGCGGAGAAGCGGCGCCAACUGAUUCAGGAGUCCAAGUUCUUGGGUGGUGACAUGGAGCACACUCACUUGGUGAAAGGGUUGGACUUCGCCCUGCUACAAAAGGUCCGUGCAGAAAUCACCAGCAAAGAGAGAGAAGAAGAAGAUCUGAUUGAGAAAGUGCAGAAGGAAGUGAAAAAAGAUGAAGACCCAGAAAACAAAAUUGAAUUUAAGACUCGUUUAGGCCGUAAUGCAUACCGCAUCCUAUUUAAAAUAAAGCCUCAAGAGCGAAAUGAGCUGUUUUUGCCGGGGCGCAUGGCAUAUGUCGUGGAUCUGGAUGAUGAAUAUGCAGACACAGAUGUACCCACAACACUAAUCAGAAGCAAAGCUGACUGCCCCACAAUGGAGGCACAAACAACCUUGACCACGAAUGACAUCGUAAUCAAUAAGUUGACUCAGAUCCUGUCCUACCUGCGCCAGGGAACUCGUAACAAGAAGCUGAAAAAGAAAGAUAAAGGGAAAUUGGGAGGGGAUGAAAAGAGACCACCAGAGGCUGAUAUAAGCAUCUUUGAUGACAUUGGUGACUAUGUACCAACAACUGCAAAGGUUGUUCGAGAAAAGGAGCGUGAAAAAUACCGUGAGAAGGAGAGAGAACGAGAGCGGGAACGGGAGAGGGAAAGAGAAAGGGAGAGAGAACGGGAACGAGAAAGGGAAAGAGAAAGGGACGAGGAGAAAAAGUCCAGACACAACUACUUCGAGAAGCCAAGAGUGGAUGAUGAGCCAGCAGAAUUGGAGACUGGCCCUGGGUCAGCAAAGGAUCUGAUUAAAUCAAUCAAUGAAAAAUUUGCAGGAGCUGGAGGAUGGCAGGGGGCAGAAUCGGCAAAGAGACAAGAGGAGAAGAAACGCCUUGGAGAUUUCUUUGGAACAUCCGACAGCUAUGCAGAGUGCUACCCUGCCACACUGGAUGAUAUGGCUGUUGACAGCGACGAAGAGGUGGAUUACAGUAAAAUGGAUCAGGGAAAUAAAAAAGGGCCCCUUGGGCGCUGGGAUUUUGACACACAGGAGGAAUACAGUGAAUACAUGAACAACAAAGAGGCAUUGCCCAAAGCUGCUUUCCAAUAUGGUAUCAAGAUGUCUGAGGGACGCAAGACGCGACGUUUCAAAGAAACAAAUGAGAAAGCAGAACUGGAUCGUCAGUGGAAGAAGAUCAGUGCAAUCAUUGAAAAGAGAAAGAAGUUGGAGGCGGAUGGUGUUGAGGUGAAGAGACCCAAGUACUAAGGCUGGAGUGGUGUUGCUGUUCCUACAUUCCAUGAUUUUGAUCACUGAAUGGCAGCGAUUUGUCUGUGACCUGCGGAAACACUUCUUUGAUGCCUUCUCCACCUACAUCAGUGAAAGAGCAGCAAAAGUCAUCCCAACUUCGAACGAAUAAAAAAUCUUCACAAAGCCUAAUCACCCUAUGGUAUUAAAUAUGCAGCAAGGAGUGAUUUGCAAUGACUUUCAUUUUGAAACAGUUGAAUUUUUCUAAUGCUUGAUAGAAAUCCAUUUGGGAGGGGGAAAUUUUAAAGAAGGCUUGUUACAGCAAUCUGUGUGUUUUGUCGGUGUAGAGUUUGAGCUCUUUACAUUUGCAUCUGUUCUUCGUGUGUAGAAAACCUUAACAGAUUAAAUCUCUCGCGGUGUUUAAUGGA